This is a messenger RNA of Uranotaenia lowii, 3039 nucleotides long. RefSeq names its product CUE domain-containing protein 1. The record is from RefSeq and is a predicted model, not a curated record. The coding region runs from base 508 to 1320 and encodes 270 amino acids. The transcript is spliced from 3 exons. Gene Ontology annotation, molecular function: ubiquitin binding. Lineage: Eukaryota; Metazoa; Arthropoda; Insecta; Diptera; Culicidae.
GAUUCCAACUGGACUGGCCAGACUGUCACUUGCGCAAAUCGCAAAACAAAAAUAGUUCCCAAAGUUUGCCUAAUUUUCGGUGAAAUUAUCCCGAGAAUCGUGCUCAAUCGGACACCAUCAGCAGUGAAUUUGUGCCGAAAAUGUUUUGGGAUUGUUGAGUCAUCCGAGGCAAUUGGGGUUCUAGUGAAAAAAGACUAUCCUAAUUUGUUUGUCUGGCCGAGAAGCCCCUGAAGGUGUAAAACUUUGUUGUCAUUCGUGCUGACUUGCAUCAAGCGAAAAUUCUAUCAGCGAGAAGUGAAAAGCAGACGACGGAAAGCGAGGUACACUCUCUCUGUGGGUAUAUUGGGUGGACUUAAUCUUCCACUUUUAGGGAAGCUUUUUGAACGGGGUGACAUUGCUGUGCUAAUUAACCAGCAGACGACGACAACGACGAGAGAUAGUAGUGGUACCCCGCACUGUUCCGUUGUGUUGGUGUCGAUCGAAGAGAGCACCUGAUCGGAACCUGGAAUGGCCUCCACUAUGCAGCUCGAGUUCGGUCAGGCAAUGUCGGACUUCAAGAAUAUGUUCCCGGAAAUGGACCGGGACGUGAUAGAGGCGGUGCUGAGGGCCAAUCAGGGUGCCGUUGAUGCGACAAUCGACCAGCUGUUGGCGAUGAGCACCGAUAAUCAGAACGAAAAGUUACGCCAGGAGUUGGACGGUGAUACUGGAAGGACUGCACCGACAGCUGGCAUCAAUACUCCGGCAGGCGGAGCGCUUCUAGAUCUAACUAGCAAUACUCCAGCAGCGGUGUCAGCACUUCUAAGCACUUCCCCAAAGUCUUCAGCCUUGGGUGCCUCGCCGAAGAUUAAAAAGUCUCCCGGAAGCUCCAGUGCAACGGGAAGUCCUCGAACAGCAGCACCGGCUCGCGAAUCGGAGCUUACCAACAAAAGCAAAUGGAAUCCACCGAUGUUGGGUCCAUUGCCACCCACCUUCCUGCGGCUGUCGGGUGAAUGUUCCCGUAAUACCGAAUUCGAUCUUGGCGACGAGCAGUUCGCGAUGAUGCUUCAGAACGAAGAAUUCAUGGCCGAGCUUCGGUGGAAUCAGGAAUUUUUAUCGGCACUGGAGAAGGAUCACCAAGGAAAGGUGUCGGACGAUGCGGCCUUCAAGGAACGGCUACGCCACAUGGGCAAAAUAUCUCGGAAGAAGUUUACCCAACUGGCUCGAGUCUUCACAUGGCAACGCGGAGGCGCAAAGAAAGCGAAUGCCGUUAGACAUCCAGACUCGCUACUUCUACAGGAAGAGCACAGCGACGACGAUGAACCGAAGAAAGCCGCCAAGUAGAUACUGGAGUUGAGAUUCGAAGGCUAUUUGGGGAACUGCAAGAAAAAUACAUCGCGGAUUGACUGUAGGAAGAAGCGAAAUUCAUUACGAGAUUUUACAUUGAUUAUAUUUUUGUAGGGAAUAAGGCUGUUAUAUUUUUCAAGUACGCGUUUGAAUAUUUGAGGCGUAUUAGGAAAAAACAAGAUUUCUAGAAACCCCAAAUCAAGGACUGAGCAAGUGAGUGGACUUUGUGGUCAUAUCAGUGUAAAGUUUGCGUUUUAUUUUUUUUUCAAUUUCAUCGCUACGCGUGCAAUCAAUUUAAUGCAUAGAGUUUAGUUUAGUUAUCUUAAGUUGUACUAUUUAUUCAUAUACACUUAAGUUCAGGUCUUUAUAUUUAUUUGUACAUAGUCACAGAUUGUUUAAAUGAGUUCUUCCUUUUUAAUUGUCUUAGAGUAGUUUUAGAAAGAUCUGCAUUUGGGUCUGGUGAAAAGAAAUUUUUAGCAAAACCGCUGACAAACUUUAUGUAAUGUACCGUUAAAAUUCGCAAAAAAAACGAGUCAUUAAGUGUGAGAUUCGAAAAAGUUUUGUCAAGUCAUAGAUUGCAUGUUAAACAUAUAUUUUGAAACAAAAAAAAAUACCUUCAUUAAAGUCGAUUCAAACCGAUAGAUCUGUACAACUCUUACAGCUUAAUGCGAUAAAAUCAACUACUAGUCAUCAUCUAAAUAAUGUAAAACCAUACCAGAAGGCAAAGAAUCUAUUAUCUUACAGAAAAUAAAUUCAAAACGGACAUUGAGCCAACAAUGAAAAUGAUUAUAAUAAUAAAGAUAAACAUAGAAACAGAAAUAAGUGGUAUGUCCCGAGCCUAAUAGAUCUGAAUAGGGUGAUCACGACACGAUAACUGAAGGCAUAAUAGUUCAAUAGAAUAAUAGCAAGACAAAAAUUUGUUUCUAGCGCCGUUAGCAUUAAUUUAGAGAGAUGUAUGGGUUUGUUUUGCUGGUUUUUGAUUUUCGGUAAUGAUAUCCGCAGAAAGAUAGAGAUGCCAAUUGUUAGCGAAUAUCGACGAGUGAACGUAGCUUUGGACAAGAAAAAAAAUCACAAAAGCAACGCUGAACAUACACCCAAAUAUGGACUUCCUUAAGGUUAUCAAUGAAAAAUUUAAAAAAAUAUAUAAAUACAAGCAAAAUUUAACAAAGGUAAAACAACGGUAGGAAAAGUUGCAAAUUUUACUCCAACUCUCUUGAAAACAGCAAUCAAUCUUACAAACUGCUUUCGAACUCAAGAUUGUUAUAUUUCGGUAAACAAGUAUAAAAAAAGGUCAAAUUAGUUAAGUUACAUAUUACAUAUUUCAGGUACCUGUAAGUCAGUUUGAGACACUUUCGAAUAGAUUACCAUUUAAGUUUUCUUUUUUGGUUAAGCUACUUUCUAGCUUUACAGUGUGAGCAACAAUCAACGCUGCUGAGAGUUGUGUAAUACAUCUUUACAAGCUCUAAUUUGCGAUUUUGACAGUUUCGCGCGGUCAAACAAACUAGCAAUAUAUACCUUCUGUGUGUGUUAUGCCCCUACUUACAGAUAAUUGCAGAGAUGACAGGAAAAAAGAGAGAGCAGUCAGCUUCGAACGAUAGCAAAAUAUAACUUCUACCCAUCUCAGAAAUAUUUUGAAAAUAUCUCGACAGAAAAAAAAAACACUAGAAAGCAACCAUAAGAUACAUUGUAAUACAUGUUAUUAUUUUACUCAAACAU